AUCUUUCAAACAAUAAUUGAUCGAACAAAAGGCGUACCAAAACUGAUUUGAAAUACAAAACCAAAAAAAACCCCUCCAAAUUCCCCAAAUGUCGUCCGCCUCUAAUCCUCCAUCAUCCGCCACCGCCACCGCCGCCACUCGGCCAUUCAGCACCACAACAGCAACAGCAACAGCAACAGCACUUUACCAGCUGUACCAACCCAGACCCCAAACGCAACAAGGAGGGGUGAUGGGCAGGGCGGUUGUUCCUAAUUGUAACCCUCAUCCUCAUCCUCAUCCUCUUUUGAUGAGGCAACAUCCGCACCAUUAUGCUGCUGCUCCUAUUAAGGGAAUUCCACUCUCUGAUUCUAAUGGUUGUAAAAACACCAGGGAGAGAAGCAAGGAUGAUAAUUUUGUUGUGGCCAAGGAUAGAAAAGUCAGAAUAUCGCAAGAGUCUUCUCUUUACGGACUUUGUCGAUCAUGGUUGCGAAAUGGAUUUCCUCAGGACAAUCAGCCACAAUAUGGGGAUGUUGUGAAGGUUCUUCCAAAACCUUUGCCUAUGUCUGAUGUCCACCCUCAUUCACUGGGAAAGGAAGGUGAAGAAGUAGUAGAAGAAGAUGAACAGGAAGAAGAAUCCGUAGACAAUUUAUCAGCAGAAGAUCUAUUAAGGAGGCAUAUUAAACGUGCUAAAAAGGUUCGGGCGCGCUUAAGAGAAAAACGUUUGAAGCGAAUUGCAAGAUACAAAACUAGGCUGGCUAUGCUCCUUCCUCCACAGGUAGAACAUUUCAGAAACGACACUGCUGCUGGAAACUGACCAACACAGAUGAAUUGGGAAUGUUGAUAUCAGACUCACAUGAGCUGGAAAAGUGCAGCAUUCUGGCAAUUAUGGAAGAGUUAAGGAUCUGAUGUAUUCAGGGUAAAAACUUUGUUGGUGUCUUUUAUAAUUAUGUGAUGGUCCAACAUCCUCCUGCCAGAAAAAAGUAUUGGACUGCAAAGCAUGACUCAGAAAAUUUGCUUGCCUGAUUUCCAUUUGUUGCUGUAAAAUGUAUUUAGUUGUAUUGCAUCAGCAAUAGCACAUAUUUACAGAAACGUGUUGUACUAAUAAUUUCAACGCCAUUACCCAUGUUUAGGCUUUAGUUUCAAUAUUUACAAACCUGUUCUUAUUCGUUUA
This is a messenger RNA of Mercurialis annua (annual mercury), 1150 nucleotides long. RefSeq lists its product as uncharacterized. The transcript has 6 exons. Gene Ontology annotation, cellular component: transcription repressor complex. NCBI's taxonomy places the organism in Eukaryota, Viridiplantae, Streptophyta, Magnoliopsida, Malpighiales, Euphorbiaceae. Bases 89 to 793 code for a protein of 234 amino acids. The record is from RefSeq and is a predicted model, not a curated record.